Limulus polyphemus (Atlantic horseshoe crab) is the source of this 5683-nucleotide messenger RNA. RefSeq names its product arrestin domain-containing protein 3-like. The transcript is spliced from 8 exons. Gene Ontology annotation, cellular component: cytoplasm. NCBI's taxonomy places the organism in Eukaryota, Metazoa, Arthropoda, Merostomata, Xiphosura, Limulidae. The record is from RefSeq and is a predicted model, not a curated record. Gene Ontology annotation, biological process: protein transport. The coding region runs from base 274 to 1521 and encodes 415 amino acids.
ACCAUUCUAAUCUGUUUAGACUAAGUGUCGUGUGGAGCUGUUGAUAUCAAGAAGGUUUUAUACUACUAUUUAAUUUGCUGUUUUCACCUUCUUUUAUCUCGUAUUUCGCAAGACACAGAAAUAAGGGUGAGAAUAUAUCACCAUUGCGUUAAAGGUUUCCAUUAUCCCAAUUUUUACUUUGAAAAAUACGAACAUGACAAAAAUUAGCGAAGUAGUCUUCUCAAACUCAAAGUUUGGAGUAAGCUAACACAGUGAGUAAUACUAACAUCAAAUAUGGGAAAGUUAAAAGCCUUUGAGAUUGUUUUUGACAGAAGUAAAACUGUCUUCUACCCAGGGCAAGAAGUUAGCGGAAAAUGUCUUGUGGAUUUGAGCGGAGACAUGAAAAUGAAGUCUCUUCGCGUGUUUAUGAGAGGUGUGGCAAAAGUACAUUGGACAGAAUCUAGAAGUACUGGAAAUCGUCUUGGAGCAUACACUGAACAUUACAAUGCUGAAAUUGAAUAUUUCUUUAAAAAACAAGUUUUGUUUGGUGGAGAUGCAGGGGAUGGACGGGAAGUACUGACUGAAGGUCAUCAUGAAUUCCCAUUUUCUUUCGAGCUUCCGUCUGGGGGAAUUUCUACAUCAUUUGAAGGCAAAUAUGGCAGCAUACGGUACUGGUUGAAGGCAGAGGUGGAGAAACCAUGGGCAUUUAAUCACAAGACCAAAAAGGCUUUUACUGUAAUUAGUCCUAUCAACAUAAAUAGGACAGAGUACGUGAUGGCAGUUGAGAACAGCAUAGAGAAAACAUUAUGUUGUUUUUGUUGUACGUCGGGGCCCAUAUCACUGUAUGCUCACACUGACAGAAAAGGUUACUGUCCAGGAGAAUCUAUAGCUAUCACUGCUGACUUUGAAAAUCUUUCCUCACGAACCAUCAUUCCUCAUGCGACCCUCCACCAAACCCAGACAUUUGUAGCUGGUGGGAAGUCUCGCUCUCGUAUUUCUAAGUUCACCAUAGUCACAGGCCUAGCUAUCCAGCCAGGAAGGACAGCCAAUUGGGAUGCUCAGCUUCUGAAGAUUCCAGCAGUAUCACCUUCUAUCAUCAACAGUUGCCUGAUAAGAGUAGAUUAUGCUGUUAGGCUCACUCUACAGAUCCCAGGUGCUUAUAACUUAUCAGUAGACUUGCCUGUAGUAAUUGGAACAGUUCCAUUACGCACUCGUCCAUCAAAUUAUACGACACUGUUUUCCAAUGUGGAGGACCUCUCUGUACCAAAUGAGUCAGUGUUGGCAUAUUAUCCACCUGCUCCUCCUUACAGUGAAGUGGAAAUAUCCUCCAUUCCCGAGGAGCCUCCUCCUACGUAUGCCGAGUGUGUAGAAGGUUCAGUUGACAUAACAGAUGAUGAUGACGAUGGGGACAUUAUGGGAGAAACUCGCUUUACGCCAAUGUAUGCUUAUGUCCAUGAUUACCAGUACCAACCUCCUCCUGCAUAUUCUGAGGUGGACCCUCACCCAGCUCCAGUUGCUGAAGGAGGAAGUGGACAAGGAUGAAUGAAGCAAAGAUAUGAUCCAGUUUGAUGAGUUAGUUUUCAAUAUGCCUCUUCAAGAGUGUCUUAUAAAGAAGAGAAAAAGUUGGUACUUCUGAUUAUUGCUGUGUGUCUCGAAUAGGCUGAAUGUACAGCCCUGGUAACCAGCUUCUUAUUGGUGUGGGUGUCUACAGUAUGAUGAACUUUCAUUAGUUUGUUCACUGUUUCAAGCCACUUCUCUGUUCCAUUUAGAUGUUCUUUUAAAUAUGGCAGUGUAGUUAAUGUUGAGUGAAAUCUUUUUUUCUUUGAGCUGAAGUCAUACAAGUAAUUGGUCUUGUAACUUACUGGUAUAAAAAAAACAAAAAAAAACUGUAGAGUACACAGUGGUGUGAAAUCAGAUUAGUACAGAUAAACCAACAUGCUGAUCUUAAAUCUAUUGAGUAAAUACAGUGCUAUAAAAUCAGCUUUCUAACUUGAAAUCCGUUUAUUAAAUAGUCUUGUGAAAUUAUCAUAAAUCAGCACAAUCUUUAAUAUACCUAAGAACAUUGCCAUGAAAUAAAAUAAAUAGAAAGAGAAUAUGUUUAGUAAUGUGUGUUAUACUUUAAAAACGUGUUUAUCAGAAUGUAUAUGCAAGUAGCUUUAUAUUUUUGGAUGCUUCAACUGAGAUAUUCCAGGUGUUCUAUUUUGAAAUCUUGCAAAUUAUGCUGUAAAAUUAUUUUUUAGAUUUUUACUUAUCAAAGAAGUAACCAGUAAUAUUAAUCUUUGGCAAGUUUCUUAGACAUACAAAUCAACUGUAGUUUUUAUCCUUUUAAAUAUAUCUAUAAGCAGCAAAGCAAGAUAUACUAACAACAGGUUUGUUCUUUCACCUGCUUCUUGAUGAUAUUUUUCAUCACUUUACUGUUUAUUUACCACAUAAUCUUGUUGAACACUGUUUUCAACUAUAGAACUGCUCUACAGUAGCUUUUUUUUUUACCAUGUUCAGUUGCAAGUCAGUGGCAGUGUGACUGAACUCCUGUUUAAUGUGUUAACAAUAUUCUUUACUGGCAAGAAACAUUAUACAUGUCUCUAAGUGAUAUUUUACAUAGUAGUUUUAUAAUUAGCUAUUUGCUAGUUCUACAAGUUUCUAGUCAUGAAAGUCAAAAUAUUGGAUUUCUCUAGUCGUAAUAAUUAUCACUACAUAAAUUCAGACUAUUUUCAACAAAACACAUACUCCAUGAGGUACUCGUUUCUUCUUUACUGUAAUAUAGUUUUAGCUAAAGUGUUACAUCUGGGAAAAAUAUAGCUUUGAGUAUUAAUGUUGUCAUUUUAUUGUGGUUAAGAACCGGCUCAUUUUAUAUUCUGUUAUUUAAAAAAAGAACGUAUCAGUAUUUUGUUUUUCAGAAAUAAGAUUUAAUUACCUGCUCAUGGAGGAUCUUACAUAUGCAGUGUAGCAGAUCUUCAUUCCACUAUAAUUGGACCAUCAAAAUCAUUGUACCAGCUUUAAGAUUGAUCAGCUGAUUACCAAAAUUGAUCCAAGAUCUUGCUUAGCAAGUUCUACUUGUUCGUAGACGUGAAAGUAAAGAAAAUAUAAAUUUAAUUUAAUGUUUGCAUUGUGUUUCUUCUGUAUCUGUUACUGUAUUGUAGGUAGUACAAGUUUUUGUGUAGCGGUGUAUCAGCUGUAGCCGAAGUGGUGGGUUCAGCUGCUUCAACAUUUGAUUCAAAUUUUUCACCUUCAAAAAAAUUCUCAAUUUAGUCUCCAAGUUUUGUAAUUCAUCUAAAAGUUGAAUCUAAUUUGAGUCAGUAUUUCAGGAAUCGGUCUCAGAUGCUUAGUUAUUUCUCUUGCCCUCCCACCCCACCCCCAGUUUUUGUGAACUGGUGCCACUGUCCAGCUGAUGUGAAAUGCUAUGAUAUAUCAUUGUAUUUUUUUAAACAAUGAAUUUUAGUAGUAAAUUAUGAUGGUUAAUUUAAUGUUGUGUAUUAGUACCAUGAGUUGUUUGGCAACAUUUGGUGAUGCCAUAGAGCUGGCUCCGUGGUCAAACAUUUUAGAAUACGGUUGUGAAGUGUUUGUGCAUUCAUUGUGUUAGAAUAUAAAGAACUAAUUAUAAUUAAGUUUAUCAUGGUUUUAUUAUAUAGGGAAAAUCAAUAUUAAACUUGUCAAUUUGUUAUAUUUACAUUUGCCGACAUGGUUCAAAUGAUCUUAUUUUAAUAAUUGUCAGACAGAAGAAUGAACCACUUAUGGAUGGGUUGUAGAUUUUUGUGAAAGGCUGAGAGUGUAAUUUUUGUUAUUAGUUGAAAAAAGUACAUAUAAUAAUAAUAAUAAUGCAUGGCUUUUAACUAAUGUGUAAUUCAUAAAUCGAACCUAAGUCAAGUAAUGGGCAUCAACAAAACUAAUAGACAUAACAAGAUCUUCAGUAUUGAAUAUGUCCAAGUUUAUUUUCCACACUCAUGCCGUAUAUAAUAGUUGUUCAGAUGAAUCAACAAUUAAUUGGUAGUUGCCAGUGUUGAACCAAUUCAUACUGAUAAUCAGCAUCAGUUACUAUGGAAACAGUUAGAGGUCAGAAAAUUGAGCUUUGUUUUUGAUUUUUUUUAUCAACAAAAAUUAACUAUAAAAUAAAGUUCAAUUUAGCCCCCUUGGUUUGUUUUUUUGGGAAAUGAGCUCAAAAAAAAAAAGGCAGAGUUUCUAAUUUACUUUUUCAUAGACUUUUAUAAUACUUGAUAACAUUCAAAUAAUUCAAAAUACAGUAAGAAAUGGUUUGCCCAAAUCACAGUAGGGGUUAAGCAUCAGUUGUAACUGUCUGCUACAGUACACAUUAGUUAUUGAUCAAGUUUUACAUUUUUAAUUACUUGUUGUUCUAAUGAGGUGAAGUUUAUGUUCCUUGUAGAACUUGAUUGUCAUGGUUCUCUAACAAUGAAUUUAUGAAAGAGGAAAUUUGACUUUUGAGGCAGGCCAAAGAAAGUGUUUUACAUCUGUGGAUAAUUUAUUUUAAGUAACAUCACCUUCCGAUACUUAAAAAAAUAAAAGUGGACUGUGUGAAAAAUAUAACAUUGCCCUAUAUAUAAUUUAAUUUGCAAGGUAAACGUUCGAUCAACUCAGAAAUUUCUUAUGGGAGUAUUCUAGCUGCAGAGAGCAUCAAUUAUUUAAGGAUAAGACUUUAAUCAAUAAUUAGCUAAAUUGCUAAUCACUGCAUCUCUUCCAUAUAUGGUUUAGCAGAGCUCCUUUUCAUUUCUCACAAAAAAUAGUUUAUAUUUGCCCUAUAUAGCUUAUACUUCCAGGAAUAAUUUAUACACGUGAUACGUUAAUUGAUCUUAUUUAAUAAUUGUGUAGUACAACUUAUCUGCUUAAGGGGGGAAUAAAAUAUUAAGAAAAUGUUAUUAAUAAUUUACUUUUGUCAGUUUACCAAUUUGCUUCACAAUUCUGUAACAUAUGCACACAAAGGAAUGUCUAAAAUUGUUAUUCAUUAGUUUUGAUAAAUCUAGAGCAGCUUUAUGAGCUGGUUUUAAAGCACACUGACUGUUCUGGUUACUCAGUAUUCUAAUUAUUUUGUAUAUUUAAUUGAUUUUACAUGAUGAUCUUUAUUUAUAUAUAUAUAUUAAGAAUCACAAUUUUUAACCUACCAGUUUUGACAAAAUGAUUUUAAGAAAAAAUAGCUGAAUAAUUGUCCCAAAGUUAUCAUUUUAUAGCUUUUUUAUUCAUUGUCAUGUGCAGAUUCCAUAAUAGAGCAAAACAAUAACUAUCAUGCAAACGUUACUGCUGGAUUUUUUUUAUAAUAAUUAAUAAAAAAACACCAUUGCAUAUUUUGUUAUUUAUUGUAAACAAAGCUCAGUGAAACCCUAACUUAGAAGAUGGAGAAAUUGUGAUAUCUUAAAGCUCCCAUGCACCAUAUUUUGUAAAUACUUUCUGUACAAGCAGGGGAGUGACGUGUUAUACGUAGAAGAAAACAAUGACUUGAUACAGGUCACUUUGCUUACCCAUAAUGACAAACACUUAUUUAUCUAGCAAUAUUGUUAGAAAGUUCACUUUAGCUUUAAGAGAUUAAUGGAAAAGCAUAAAACUUGUGAUAGACUUUCUUAAUAAAUUAUUCUCGUACAAAGAACAAGGAACUAGAAGUGUCGUUUGUGUUAAACUUAAAUUAGAAAUACUGCCUCUAGCAGAAUGUAUUUUUUGUAAUUUUUUUGAAGAGAUUUUUCAAUAAAGUCAGUGUUGUUAA